AUGUCGCUGAAUCUGAUGAAGACUAUGCUAAUGAAGAUCAUAUACAUGGAAUUACUACAGACGGAGGAUCUGGUGGAAAUAGAGGAAUCUGUUGGAGCUGUGAACUGUCUGGUCACAAGCAUCCAGCCAACACGUCCUCAGCUCCACAUCUCCUCCUCAGGUCCUGGUGGGAGUCCAAGAGCCUCCAGCAGCGUUCCUGGUUCUGUCAGCAUUCCUUCACUGAGCCACAUAAUCUCUGCAGCAAACAACAACCCAAGACGAGCUGCAAGCUUACCUGACAUGAAGCUGCAGAGCAGCUUUGAGGAGUUCACACCUGACUUCAGUGAAGACAACGAAGACGAUGGAAGCUACAGGUUCCAGUGCUCCUGCCCGGGCCUGUACCAGUGCAGUGUGACCGGCCUGGUGUUUGACAUGGAGGCAGAGGGGGACGUGGUUUACAGGACGGUCCCUUGGAACAGGAGGCUCCUGGUCCAACAUCACAAGAAGCCUGCAGGACCCCUGUUUGACAUGGAGUGUGUGCAGCAGUCUGUGCGUCAGCUUCACCUCCCACACUGCCAGAUCCGCCCCACAGCUGGAUCUCUGGCAGUGGCUCGCGUGACAGAUGACGGCAUCGAGUUCAUCGCCCCUCUGAAGAUCACAGAAACUCACCUCGUUAUCAACAUCACAGGCUUUUCUGCUUUCGGUAUUGUGAAGGACGAAGACUCUCCCCCCGACCCGGUCUGAGCAUUGGUUCUGCUGUUCUACAGGCCACCAGAUGAUCCAGAUGUCACAUCCGUCCUCAAUGUCUUGUUGCUGCCGAAAAACGUUUCCCUGCGCGAUGUGCAGCGCACCAGGAGGAAGUUAGUGGGAGAGGAGAGGUACAUCGAGACGUCUCCACACUGUAAACUGCACCCAGAUCAGGUCUACAUUCUGUCCACUGCUCCUGAAGACGACUCGGUUCUCGUUCAGCCAACAGAUGCUGAAUUUGACGAGGACUCCUACGACAACUACUUCCCAACGUUCCAGGUGAUUCUGGAGAUGGCGAUGAAACAUAUGAAGCUGUUUCUGAGAGACAGCAGCUCCCACAGUGUCUGGGAAAGACGAAUUUGUCUUUCCUCCGCUGGACAAAUGAAGACCUGUGCAUCAAACCUUCCAAACGAGAAGCUGCUGGACAUACGCAGCUGCUUCAUCGACGGCACAUCAGGACCUGUUCUCAAUAGUCUGCUGGACAAGCUGCUGGAGAAAAGGGUGUUCACCGACUCUGAGAGGGAGUCAGCAGACGAGAAGCAAAACAGAAGAAACAAAGCUCGUUUUGUUGUGGACACGGUGAGAAAGAAAGGCGACGCUGCCAGUUCAGAGAUGAUCGACUUCCUCUGUGAGGUUGAUCCCUUCCUCUGUGAACAUCUGGACUUGAUGUGA
This is a messenger RNA of Stegastes partitus (bicolor damselfish), 1398 nucleotides long. RefSeq lists its product as uncharacterized. Gene Ontology annotation, biological process: regulation of apoptotic process. The record is from RefSeq and is a predicted model, not a curated record. The transcript is spliced from 2 exons. Lineage: Eukaryota; Metazoa; Chordata; Actinopteri; Pomacentridae.